UCUCUCUCUCUCUCUCUCUCUCUGUCUGUCUGUCUGGCUUUGAGCGUUGCGGGGCUCUCACAACCGAACACUCAAAAAAAAAAAGAAACUCUGAAAACGCAAUUACACGCAGAAGCCGAGUGCGUGGAUAUCAUGCAGUCACAUGAACCCACUUUAAUUCCAGCCGAUAAACACACGAACCACCUCUCCUCUUCCUCUUUCUGGUGCCUUUUCCCCGGUGCGUGAAGCCGAAGUGUCGGUGGUGGCGGUGGAGGGGAAGAGACCGCGUUCACAGACUGGGGGUAAAAAAAACCAGGAAUGUUUCUUCCGGUUCCAAAGAGUGUAAAAACGGAACGGAAGCCGACGUGGUCUUUGUAGUCUGUCAGCAAACUCUUGUACUCCUACCUUUGCAUCCGCUACUCGAACGCUCUGCUGCUGGCUUUGGUUUCCCCCCAACUGCAGGAAAAACCAUUGAGACAAGAGAGAGGCCUCUGUCUCAGAUCUGCAGCUGACCACUGACUGCAUGUCUCAGAGCUCUGACCGACCCCCCUCCUCUUCCUCCUCCUCCUCCUUUCACUUCUCCUCAAGGACCCACAUUUUCACACAAUCGUAACCUUCAAACCUCCAGCCAGCUGCUAGCUGCUUCACCACAGACACGGUUGGCUAUUUCCCUGCCUGGGCAGAAGGAUCAACCAUCGUUCCCCCGAUUGGUGCUCCGUCAGCGGGGGAGGGAGGGGAAGGAAAGGCAGCUGAACGCCGCCCUGGAGAUGAAGCUGCAGGCCGUCAUGGAGAACCUGCACAGGCAGCAGAGGGCCAAGCUACUGAUGGAGCAGCAGCUACAGCAGCAAGCUGCCGCCCAACAUACUCAGAUCCGCACAGGUGGAGGAGGAGGGGACGAGCCCAUGGGGAGCCCGGCCCCUGAAACGGAGCAGGCCCAGAUGGCAGCGCUGGCGGCCAUGCGUGCUGUAGCCGCCGGACUGCAGAGGGUGUCGGACAGCCCAAUGUCAGAGCGCAGCAGCGGUGGCGAGGACGAUGGUGACGAUGAUGACAAUGAUGAAGGGGAGGAGCAUUACAAGGACAUGAUGGGGUCAGAUGAGGAGGAGCAGAUCAAACAGAAAUGGGACGAGGAAGACUUUGAAGGUGAGAUGGAAGAAGACUUUGACGACGACCUGGCGGAGGAGGGUCUGCCGACGGGCCAUGGCGCAGUGGCUCCAGGGAAGGGCAUCCUCCUGUUGCCCCACCGUCAACUCCACCCCCACUCCCAGCUGCUGAAGGCCCGUCCUAGUGUCGACCAGGAGCCCCGCGUAGCCAUCCUGCCUCCCCACGCCACACACAGCCAUCUGGGCGGGCAGGACCAUGGAGAAUGGACCUACGAGGAGCAGUUCAGACAGCUUUAUGAACUGGAUAGAGACCCAAAGAGAAAAGAGUUUCUGGAUGACCUCUUCAGCUUCAUGCAAAAAGAGGGAACCCCAGUGAACCGUAUUCCCAUCAUGGCCAAGCAGGUCCUGGAUCUGUACAUGCUCUACAGGCUGGUGACAGAGAAGGGCGGCCUGGUGGAGGUCAUCAACAAGAAACUGUGGAGGGAGAUCACCAAAGGACUCAACCUGCCUACCUCAAUCACCAGUGCAGCCUUCACCCUCCGCACACAAUACAUGAAGUACCUGUACCCAUAUGAAUGUGAUAAGAGGGGUCUGAGCAACCCCAACGAGCUCCAGGCAGCCAUCGACAGUAACCGGCGGGAGGGCCGACGACAGAGCUUCGGCAGCUCCCUCUUCACCUACUCGCCCAACGGGACGCCCACCAUGCUCUCGUCGCCGAAGCUCCCCGCGCCAAGUGUGGGCCUGCCGGUGUGCACCAACGGGUCCUCGCUGACCCCCAUCCAGAAGAUCAAGAAAGAAGAGGAGGGAGGCCAGUCGCUGCCGGGAAUCGGAAUGGCUCGUCUGCCAGUGGGAGCCUUUGCGGGUCACUCUGUGGCGGCUGUGCAGGCAGCGGCGGCUCAGGCAGCAAUGGCGGCUCAGGUGGCGGCUCUGGAGCAGCUGAGGGACAAACUGGAGGCCGGCGAGCCACCGGAGAAGAAGAUGGCGCUGCCUGCUGAGGAACACCACCGACUGCUGCAGAGAGCGCUGCAACACAACCUGCUGGCCAUGACCGCUCAGAUACCCAUGAACAUCCGCAUCAAUAACCAAGAAGGCAGGCAGGACUCUGCCCUGAACCUCACCACCAACGGCACAAGCAGCAUCAGCAUGUCGGUGGAGCUCAAUGGAGUGGUGUACACUGGCGUUCUUUUUGCUCAGGCAGCAGCAGGGUCGGCCUUGUCCGGUGCAGCUGGAUCGUCCGCCUCCAACAAGACAGUCAGCGGUCGUGUUGCUUCACAGCAGCAACAGAACACACCUACCUCAACCUCAACCUCAACCUCCAGCAACUCAUUGUCUUAACAAACCCCCGGCCUUUCCCCUACGUUUUAUUUUUUUUGUUUUGUUUUUUUAUUACCACGCUAAGUAAAGCCAAAAAUCAACCUCAUUUUCUACAUAAUCUAUGCCAAAAAGAGAAGAACCAUAAACUGUACAGAAAGACACAAACUGAAACUCACAUCACUUGAAGUACACUAUCUCAGGUUUUCUCUCACCAACUCACCUCUUUUGUUCUUCAUAGCCAAAAUAAUUUCGGAAAAAAAAAAGAAAAAUAUAUAUAUAUCCCAACUGAGAGCCAGUAUAUGCUAAACAAAUAUGUAUGCACAACCUGUGAAUUAUUUAUUUCUGCAUAAAUGUACAGAUUAUCGGAGAACAAAAGAGAAGGUAAUAACUAGGAAGGGUAAUGCACUGUUUACACACACAAACACAGCUACUGAUUGACAGCGAUGUUUUAUCCUCUAGGGGAGAGAUUUUUUUAUUUUAUCUUUUCAUUGUCAUUAUUAUCAUUAUUGUUAUUCUCUUUAUUGUGUUUUAUCAUUUAAAUCUUUAACAAUCCUCUCACUGCAGGAAAAAAAAAUCUAUAUAUUUAGAAUUCUAUAAAAAAAAAAAAGUAUGAAUAUCCUCUAUUUUUAAUCAGAAAAGCUUUAAAAGGUAUAUGUUGUUUCUUCAGGGCAUAUAACAAAGUACCGUUGUGACCUCAUUUUGUGUAAAACCGUAUAACCUUAUUCACAUGGCAGCCAUUUUGGAUCUCUGUGUGGAAGAGCGAGCCCGAUGCAGGUCUGCGCUCCUGUCGUGUGCCCAGAUACACAUCAUAUCAGUGCCACUGAUUCUCCAGCAAAACACAAACCUAAAACUAACUGGAUCUCAAGACUCUGCAAGGAUAUUGGUUCACUUUUUUAAUACAUUUGGUCCGUUAUUGAUCGCUACCGGAGUCUAGGGAGUAGCUAAUUAACUACAAAGCUGACAUCCCUGCUGAAUUCAAACUAUUUGGCUCUAAAAUGAAAUGUUUGUUGACAGGAGGCCAGUUCAAUGCAUAUUUAUGUCAAUCAUGCAGGUAAUUUGUCAAGCUUAGUGAUCAAAAUGGCUGUUUGUAUGAGUAAGGUCAGUUGCGCAGGUGGAAAAAUGAACUAAAGCCUUUCCUUGAUGGGUUUUUUUUUUCCCCCCCUCGCUGCACCUCAACAGGCUGGACUUUCUGAACCUCAGCGGCGUCUGCAACCGACUGUUUCCUGUUGUGGAUAAUACACGUUUUUCGAUUGUUCUCAGGUGUCCGUCUGCUCAUCGUUUUGUACAAUAUCUUGACAGAGCAAUGCUUUUUGACAUCUUUCUCUGUUGAAAGAUCACAUUUUUAUCCUUUUUCUAACUUGGCCUUCUUGUGGAGUGAUUGUCUUACGGUCUGAUGCAUGCCCGUAUUUGUAAGAUAAAGCCCUUCAGCGAUCAGGAGUGAAGCAGGAAAACUUUGAUUUUCCUGUCUUAGAUUCACAGGAGUCGUGUAUCCACUAAAACCGUGUCAUUGUGGAGACACUCACAUGGACAAUCAGGUGUCAGGUGACGCUAUCCGAGCUUCUGAAGAAACUUACCCUGACAGUUGUUUCAGCUCAUAUCUGACGUUUUGUUUUUAUUGUAUUAUAGAUUACAGAUGCUUUUAUUUUUUUGUUUCAGCUUUGUGUUUUUGCAUGACUUAGUGCUUCUUCUGAUCCAAGUGCUUCUUAUCCCGUGCUGUGACGAGGACAGGGUCUCCCUGAGACUAGCUUUUCCUGCUGUCAAGGAUGUAACCGAGAAUGUCUUGUGAUCCUCUGACUGUUUUUUUAGAUGUUGCUUAAUUGGGGCUUUUUGACAAUGUUAGCUCAGAGGUAAUCAUAGCUGUGGCUUGUGUCUUAGUGUUUGUACGAGCAUUCACUGCAGUUAGAUUUAUAAAAAAAAAAGAAAAGUGAAAUCAGCCACGGUGGAGAUACCAUAUCAUUCAUAAGUAGUUGCGUCUCUGCAUUUUGAAGUAGAUCAAUCAUUCAGCUUUUUGAACUUUAACCUGUGUUACCUCUUUGGACUGUCGGCUGUUAAAGAUUGUUACUCAACCCCCCCCCCCUCCCUCGUCCCCCGACCCCCGCCACUACGCAAAGCAGCCUCGUUCCUACUGACGUUAGGAAGUAAAUCAGGCUUUGUAUGUGGGUUCUGUUCUGAGGCCUUAACACAGCAUGAGAUGACCAGAGAGCGAGCAGUACCUCCGUCUAAUCAGUUUUUACUGUUCCAGUCAAAUAUCACCAGAUGGCUGUUGUGGCUUUGAUUCUGGACUCGCUUCUCGGUGGGAAAUCACCACCAGCUGCUACACAAACACCGGUCAGUUCUGAAAUGUAGUUUUAAUUUUCAGUCAGCCAACGACUCUCAUUCAAAGAUACAUACUAUCCUUGAAAAGAAAGGCUUUAUUUGGAUAUUUUAAAGACAGAGACAUUGGUUGAUUUAACCCUCAGUGAAGUGAAGUGAAAACCACGGUGACAAAAAGAGGAAUAUCUACUUAAAAUAUGAAUGUAUUUGUCUAGCUGUGAAGCAGAUAAUAAGUUUCUAACUCACUCACAAACCCACUAAUUCAUGUUUAGCAGGCUUCUGCACAAGCUGGUGCUGCUGGGUCAUUAUCAGACUCUCAAUGUUUGCCAGCCUGCGCCACCUAUAGGCAAGAAAGGUAACAGCAGCAGCAGCUUUUACUCUCAGAUGCAAAUAAUUUGAAGCCACCAGCUACAGGCAGCUACCUACUGCUAGAGUCUUCAUGGAUGCUGUUUUCUUUGUGUGUGUGUUUGAGGUUUUACAUUUUACAUGCGUACCACCUGUCAGCUAAAAUAGUUGUUGUUAUAACGUGCUCGUGGGCCACAACAGGCGGGAGACGCACGCCAAACUUAGUAACAACUGCAAUGAGUCGAGCAGAGCUUGGUUAAUGGUGAAGGGUUCGACACACUGGCGUCUGGAGAGGCGGGUUUAAAUAACUUAGGAGCAUUGACCAGAUGUUCCCGGUUACCACAAUGGUACCUCAGCUCCACCCAGCUGACGACCUGCAGUGCGCACACACACACACACAGACACACACACACACACACACACACACACACACACACACACACACACUACUCAGGACCAAGGCAUAAGAAAAAUAAUAAUGGAGAAUCAUUGUGUCAUACUAACCCUCAGUGAUUAUUAAAUACUCAAACAAAAACAUAACUCAGCUUUUGGCUUUUUUUCAUUCAUUCAUCCCCUCAGACAAGAUGAAAUGUUAAUUAUUAUAUAUAAAGUUUAUAGUGCAAAUACAACAAAUAUAAACAUCAUAAAGUGUGUUAACAAAGCUUGUUUUGCCAGUUUAAAAAUAAUAAAUGCAAAGCCUCAAACAGCUCACAAACAGUUAAAAAAAAAAAAGUUAUAAAAAGGAAAGCGGCUGGUGUAACAGUGGCCUGCGGGUGUCACGAGUGUCAAAACUGUAACUUGUUAUUACUAUUCUCACCUAAAGGUGGCGGAGUUUGGACUUUCUGUGAGUGCACCUAUAUUUCUGAAACUGCUGCUGCUGUGGUGGCUCUAAAACUGGAGGCAGAGUCUGGUUAUAGUUGCCCGUCAUCGUCGUCACUGUGUGUUUUUGUUGGUGGGAUUUAGGUGAGGGUUCAUGAAGUCAGCAUGCUAGCAAGACUAUUAGGGCUACUUUGAACUUGACGUUAUCCAGGCUGAGCAGCAAACCUAGAUAACACAGCAGGACUAGACUGCAUUGUUGUCUAUACGCUGGCUUUCUCUUCCCCUCCCUCGUUAUUUUAUCAGUCUGUUCACACACAGCGGCUCCGAGGGUUUUAACUUAAAAUAACUGAGAAAACAUUUGCAGAACUGAAACUCCAGUCUGUGUGAGAUUACAGCUUUGUGUCAGCAGCCUUACAUAUGUGUGUGAGAGAGAAUAUUUGCAGUGUGCACAACAUCAUCACUGGAGGAGUGAAUUUACAGUCAAUUACAUUGUUUACGUGGUGAACUAUUUGUGGACGACCUCAUUGUUUUCAACCAUUUUGCCUUUUUUUCCACAACCCUGAUUAUUGAUCGGAUUCUCAGUGUAGAUUUGUUACCGAGGAAGGCAAUGUACCCACGCACACUAAUGCUGAAGUGGCUUCUCUGCAUUUGAUUGACGCCUUUAUCCAAAGCAUUAUGCAGUAUGACGACUUUUCCUCACAAUCUGGGUCUUAUUCUUGUAGUUUUGGCAACGGCAUUCUUUACACCACUAAAAAAAAACAGGUUACAAUACGGUCAUAGUGAAUUAUUAGGUACAGUACCAACUCUGUAGACUCACUUUCAGAUAGUUGCGUUAAGAUUAGACUUGAACUCAUGUGAGGCAUGAAUUGGUUUGGCAUGGUUGAAGUUCUUAUCCAUACAGCCUUACAAAGUCAGAGUGCAGUAACUACAGCAGCAGUGAAACAGAGGAGAAGGGGUUUGACGUUUGUAGCCAAACUGUGAAACACACAUAUAAGCUGUAAAAUUUUACACCUUAUUUAUUAUCAAAUAUUACGAGCACAGAAAAACCUAGUAGAGUAAGUGUAGAGUAUCUACAUUUAAGGUUGAUUAAUCUUUGAUUAAAUACAUGUUGAAUAUGUGAUUGAACUGUAGCUUAACCACAUGAAGUCAUACAAGUUCUGCAGUCACUGCUCGUUAACAUUUGGUAGGUCUCUCCAUUAUGAUUUAAGAUGUAGUUAUUUUCUUAUUUAUAUGGUGUAACAAGCUCAGUUAAUUAGACUUCAGAGCAUCAGAGUAGAUCUUUCAUUUCCAGGAAACAGAAAUAAAGUGGGUAAACUAGCCGAGUGUAGUCACAGCAGUUUGUUGUUUACCUCUGAUUUAUAGUUUCUAUGAAUCUGCUGUUUCGUUCCUCAAAAAUAAACAUUUGAUUGUAUAACAACUUUUAUGGAAGGAUAAGGAUUGUGCUCUUAACUCAGUUUUGACUGAAUAUGUAGUUGCUGUGUUUUGUCUUUGUGGUGCAGCAUAAUCUCUACAGAUAUAAACACCAGAACUGUGACCAGAAGACCCAUUUUAAUCUCUUUACAUUGUCUUUAUUCUCCUCUCCUCUGUGAUACUCCUGUAACAUUUAUAUAUAUACGAUAGAAAAGGAAGUUGAUUAUUCAGUUUGUUGAGUUUUUGUUUCUCUCUCUCUCUCUCUCUCUCUCUCUCUCUCUCUCUCUGCAUGAGUAGCAGAUGUCACAGUUGCUGGUAAUGGCUGACAAUCAAAUAGAGACAUUCUGUGACUGAAAGCAUUGGUUUCAGGGAGGGGGGGGAGGGGGCUGCUGGAGAUAGCAAAAACCCAAUCAAUACUGAUCUAAAGGAUCAACGUUGCUUUUUUUAGAUUUGACCCUGUGACCUUUUGGCCCCUGAGGCAACACUCAAGCACCUGCACCCAUCAAUGGAUCCAUGUUUAUCGUAUAUCUAUCGACAGGCUGUUGAGAUAUUUGCAUUUGAACGGUCGAGGUACAGCGGCGCUCUCUCUUUCGGUAUGUGCACGGCAGCAUCUUCGGGGAAGGUCGGCAUCUUUUUAAUUGCGCGGUAGCGACAAUCAGGGGACGUUACGACAACGCCGUAUACCUCCAAACACUCUUGACAUCCCUUCAACCACAAUCAAGCCUGUGUCUACCUCAUCAAGUGCUCGUGAAGACUAAUGAAAGAGAUUGUGAAGACCACAGACAAUCAGAUAUCAGCUUUAAAACGGGAGUCCCGCCUUUUUUAAUAGAUUUCAGUUAUGCAAGGGCACCCAGAGAGUAUAGUCGAGGAUUCAGUUCAGGCUUCAACCUCUUUACUAAGAGCUCCCCUCUGUGGAAGGUUUUGUUAUGACGCACAAUCAGUUUGGAUUUCCUGAAUGGAAACUCAAAAGUGUCCGACCCAAAGUCCUUCAGUGUGAGACAGCAAAGAAAAGAUGUUCAGUGUUCCUAUCUUCAUUUCCUUCCAGUGUUUCCAGAGUCGUGUCCUUUACUGAGGAGACAAAGCCUCUGAAACAGCAUUUAGAUCCUCAUGGAACAGUCAAAUCUGAAAACUGAUUAACUUAAAGAGUUAAUUUACUUCCACAGUAAACGUUCAGUAAUUAAAUGUCCUGUCUUUCCUGUUUCGCUGUAGCUUUCAGGUCAGGCAGGUUCCUCCACAUCAGAGGUAGCUGAGGAAACAUUGGAACAACUCAGCUGUAAAAACUCUAUCAGUCUUAAACUCUGAAGCAGCUAGUAUGAAAUCAGAGGUUGUUCGGGAGGUUUUAAAAGAGAUUUUAGUUCAGAACAGGUUUGUGUCUGAAUGUCACCAGCCGCAUUUAUGUGUCUGUAGCUGCUUUCACUUGUUAAGAAUUCAAUUAGAAAACGUUAUCAAACGUCUGCAGUUCUUAGGCUUAAUUUUAUUUUAUUUUAAGUUACAUUAUUGUUGUGUGCAGUUAUAAAAGCUUGGAUUUGAUUUCAAAAGUCUGCUUGUUUGGUGCACAUUCGUUAACGUGCCGUUGUACAGAUAGAACAUUAAUUUUCAUUGCAUUAACGCAAAAAAAAGAGCAUUUUUAUUUGUCUUAGAGUUUGAUUUCCCGACGAUAUACAGAAGUGUAAAUGUAGUGCUUUUUGAGGGUCUGACUCCCCCCACCCCCUCCAAUCUGAGAUGUUGCAGCUUCCAAUUGAUCAGCACAAACCCUCCGAGUCUCUCGUUCUCUACAUCAAAAUGUAACAACAUAAGAAAGUCAUUGAAAUGUUUGCUGCUUUUAACUCCCCAACCAGAGCCGGUAGCUUUUAAAAAAAAACUCCUUUAAAAUAUUACCAGGUCCAGAGUGUCUCGACUCCCCCACAUGAUGCCGACAUGGAAAUUCUGCUGCAACAUUUACGGGUUAUGGUGCAUGUGGGGUUUUUAGGGGAUUUUGACUGGACUUCACCACUGACUUUACCUCCAUAAGGUGGACUAUGGACAAGGAAAAUGAUGAGAAAUAACAAGAUGCCUUCUGCUGUGACAAUGUUAUAUGAAUUAACCUGUAUUACUAAGAUUCAUUAAAUAGAAUAUUUCUGAAAUAUGGCUUUUUAGGGCUGUGAAUUAUAUCAUGUUUAUAUCAUUUUUUUUUUGCUCUUUCUUUUGCUUUUUAUUUUUCUUCCUGGAUUUGCUGUAGCAACCCCCGCACACAGAGAUUACACUUAGAGCAGAUUUAUUAAUAUAGCGAUAAAGGAUGAUAAAUUAUGUGAUUUUAUUUUAGGGAAGCAUGUGAUGUGUGUGUGUGCGUGUGUGUGUGGGUGUGUGUGUGUGCAUGUGUGUGUGUGUGUGUGCGUGUGUGUGUGUGUGUGGGCGGGGAAAGGGGGCUUCACGUGUCUUCAAGUUAACUUCAGAACUGAAACAAGGCUCUUGUCUUUUACAACUUCUCAGGAAAAUCUACCUCUACCUCCAGUUUGAUGCAUUUAACCCAGUGAGGGCUCAAGUUACAGUUUAGUGGGUACACAAAGAGGGCGCGAGGGCGGGCGCCAGGGUCCGAAAUGAACUUCCAACAUGCCAGUAGAGUACUUUUAAAGACUAGUGACGCACAUGAGAUUGUAUUGAGAACAUGUAUUGUGGUGUGUUUACAUUAUUAUCUUGGCUGGAAACAAAUAAAACAAAGAUGUAUGUAUAUAUAUAUAUAUAUAUAUAUAUAUAUAUAUAUAUAUAUAUAUAAAGCGUCACCCUGUAGGUGAACUGAGAGGUUCAUUUUGGACACUGGGUGGCUCUCGCUCUCUGUCGCUCUGUUUCUCUCUGUGUUACAGGUUCGUAACACUUCUGCUGUUUUUAGUUUAUUUGAGCAUCAACAACAGGGAACCUUCAGCUCAACAGCUUACUACUACUAGUACUACAACGAGUACUGCUUCUAGUACCACUGUCAGUACUGCGAGUUGUUUUUUUUUAGUCUGUUCUAUUAAUGUGUGCUUAUUCCUCCUUUUUUUUUUCUAUAAAUGAUUACAUUCUUUGAUGAAUGGGACAUUUCCCGCCAACCACGGUAUCGGUGAAGUGGCAGUGGGCAAUGCAACUGUAUUUACUUUUUCUUUUUGUUUUUUGUUUUUUUUUUGAAGGGUGAAGAGCAAUUCUUGCCUAUUUACUCAUUAUGUGUUUGUGUGAAUACUUUUAUUUUGAAUCUGAAAUUAAUAAAAUAUCACCUUUCUUAAAUGUCACAA
This is a messenger RNA of Dicentrarchus labrax (European seabass), 10525 nucleotides long. RefSeq names its product AT rich interactive domain 3A (BRIGHT-like) (gene arid3a). Gene Ontology annotation, biological process: regulation of transcription by RNA polymerase II. Lineage: Eukaryota; Metazoa; Chordata; Actinopteri; Moronidae. Gene Ontology annotation, cellular component: nucleus. Gene Ontology annotation, molecular function: DNA binding. The coding region runs from base 747 to 2414 and encodes 555 amino acids. The transcript has 10 exons. The record is from RefSeq and is a predicted model, not a curated record.